AUGCUCAAAGCCAUUGUUACCUCCGAUGCUACAACUACAUAUUUGACAAAUGUUACUGUUAACUCGGACGCCACAUUCAGUGGAUCUGUUGCUCUUUACAAUGGUACUCCUAAACGUAUGAUCGGUUACACCACCAUCAAAGGUGUACUCAGCAACCCAUUCAACUUAAUCAUUAUCUACAAUCCAGCACCCUCAUUACAUUUCCCAGGAUCCACAGAUUACUAUAACCUAGUGUCUUGUUCAAAAUCUUUGAAGUAUGAGGAGAGCGAUGACACCUUGACCUCCACUGGUUUCGAGAAACAACCAGCAACCAAGAAUAUAGAAGUACCUGAGGAUUUCGUUUUUGUCACACAAUAA
Molecule: messenger RNA, 357 nt
Organism: Heterostelium album PN500
Lineage: Eukaryota; Evosea; Eumycetozoa; Acytosteliales; Acytosteliaceae
Exons: 3
Coding region: 1-357 (118 amino acids)
Source: RefSeq, a predicted model, not a curated record